Molecule: messenger RNA, 1491 nt
Organism: Notechis scutatus (mainland tiger snake)
Lineage: Eukaryota; Metazoa; Chordata; Lepidosauria; Squamata; Elapidae
Source: RefSeq, a predicted model, not a curated record
CCGCAGCUCCUGGGGACCUCCAGACAUUGUUUCCGCCGUAAGCGACAACGAGCGCUGCGUGCCUUCCGCAUGUUCCUAUACUCCAAGAGCUCCCUGGCUUUCCACUGGAAGCUGUUGGGCAAGAUGGCCACCAAGGGACGCCGGCGGGGAGGGGCCAAACGGGCCCGGUCUUCCGUGUCCCUCUCCCCCAGCUCCCAGCCCGAUGACAACCACCUGCCCGUCUUUAAGAAAAGCUGCCCUUUGGGAGCGGAGGCAGAGGACUGCCAAAGCGCGGCCAAGGACCAGCCCCACCCUUCUGAGCCCCACCUGGACUACGCCUUGGGUGGAGCCUUCCCCCUGUCUCCAUCCACUCCUCAUCACUCCCGCCUCGGCCUGCUGGAGGCCCUGAUGGACGAGGCAUCCCCCUAUCCUCAGUACAUGGAGCUCCAGCGGGUGAGCUUCGAGAAGGAGCCCGGCGUGAUGGAAGUCGGGGUGGAAGAACCGGCCGCCCUGCUCAAAUACCCAGCCCGAGGGGUUCAAGUGUCCCCCAGGACUAGGAAGAUGGGAGAGCCUCAGCACGACCUGGACGGAGAUGGAGACGCUCUGGAUGCCCUUCCCAAUGGCUUUGCCUGUCUCCCUCCGGCGGACGGCGACCUCUGCUCCUUGCCCGGCUUGCCGGACGCCACAAUCCUCAUCAGCAACGUCUGUAGCAUCGGAGGCCACGUGGCUGAGAAACUCUUCCAAGGGAGCCGGGACAGCAAGUGGCCGGUGGAUCCUUUGGCCGGCCGGGCGGAAGGCGAGGGCCGGCCGGUCGAGGCGGCUCCCGAAGAGGCCGAAGAGAGGCCAGCCGAGAACAUGGCUCAGCCCGGUCUGCUGCGGGAGGAACACAUCACGUGUGUGCACAGUAUCUUGGACAAGUUCCUGCAGGCGUACGGCAGCCUCAUCCCCAUCAGCGUGGAUGAGGUGCUGGCGAAGCUAGAGGACAUCUUUCAGCAGGAAUUCUCCACCCUCCAGAGGAAAAGCUUGGUGAACCAGCUGAUCCAGUCCUACCAGCGCAUACCGGGCAACGCCGUGCUGCGGACCUUCCGGGUGACUUACAAGCGCCACGUGGUGACCAUGGACGACCUGCAGACCCUCUUUGGCUCCAACUGGCUGAACGACCAGGUGAUGAAUAUGUAUGGGGACCUCGUGAUGGACACGGUGCCAGAAAAGGUUCACUUUUUCAACAGUUUUUUCUACGAUAAGCUACGAACCAAGGGGUACGAAGGCGUGAAACGUUGGACCAAAAAUGUGGACAUUUUUAACAAAGAGAUCCUGUUGAUCCCCAUCCACCUGGAGGUUCACUGGUCGCUGAUCUGCGUGGAGGUGAAGCAGAAGAAGAUCACAUACCUGGAUUCCCAACGCACCCUCAACCGACGGUGUCCCAAGCACAUCUGCAGGUACCUGCAAGCUGAAGCUGAUAAGAAGAACCGCCCGGACUUCCGAGAGGGAUGGAGAGGGGUUUUCCAGAUG